Messenger RNA from Periophthalmus magnuspinnatus, 1787 nucleotides. RefSeq names its product keratin, type I cytoskeletal 13-like. The transcript has 8 exons. NCBI's taxonomy places the organism in Eukaryota, Metazoa, Chordata, Actinopteri, Gobiiformes, Gobiidae. Gene Ontology annotation, molecular function: structural molecule activity. Bases 87 to 1349 code for a protein of 420 amino acids. The record is from RefSeq and is a predicted model, not a curated record.
CCUGUCUCAGCAACAUCCCCGCUUGGACCAGAGACCAGCCACCGCCAACAAAAACAAAACAACAACAGGAAAACCAGUGUGACACCAUGGCUUUUCGCAGUGGAAAUACCUCCAUAUCAGUCUCCUCCAUACCCUAUCUCUCCUCUACUAGACGGGGUACGAGCGUGUACGGAGGCGCAGGAGGGUCAAAUGUGAAAAUUUCCUAUGGGACCAGACCACUCGGAUCCGGGUUUGACUUGUCCCACGCGCUGCAAGGAGGCGGCGGCGGCGGGAUAGGGGGGAUGGACAACUUGGGCAUCGCCGGGAGUGAGAAGUUAACCAUGCAAAACCUCAACGACCGGCUGGCCACGUAUCUGCAGAAGGUGCGCUCACUGGAGGAUGCCAACGCCAAACUGGAGAGGCAAAUCCGGGAGUGGUACGAGAACCAAACCCCCACUGUCCGGGACUACAGCAAGUACGAGGUCAUCAUUACUGACCUGCGCCACAAGAUCGGCAUUGCCACACAGGACAACGCCAGGCUGAUGCUGCAGAUUGACAACGCUCGACUGGCCGCAGAGGACUUCAGGGUCAAGUAUGAGAAUGAGAUGGCUCUUCGCCAGUCUGUGGAGGGGGACAUCGCUGGUCUUCGUAAAGUCCUGGACGACCUCACCAUGGCCCGGUCCGAUCUGGAGAUGCAGUUGGAGGGUCUCAGGGAGGAGCUGGUUUACCUCAAGAAGAACCAUGAAGAGGAAAUGGCAGCGUUGCGUAGCCAGGUGAACACCAGCUCUGUGCAUGUGGAGGUGGAUGCCAAACCUCAGGCGGACCUCGGCAGGGUCCUGGACGAGAUCCGGGCCCAGUAUGAGGGCAUCGCCGAGAAGAACCGCAGAGAGAUGGCAGAGUGGUACAAAGUCAAGUUUGACAACUUGAACAAGGAGGUGGCAAGCAGCUCAGAGUCCCUCCAAACGUCCCGCACUCAAAUCAAUGACCUCAAGAGGAUGCUGCAGAGCCUCCAGAUCGAGCUACAGUCACAGCAAAGCCUGAAAAGUGCUUUGGAGGACCAGUUGUCUGACACCGAGUCACGCUACGGUGUGCAGAUGAGCCAGCUUCAGGCUACGGUGGACUCUUUGGAGCAUGAGUUGGGCCAGAUGAGGGCCGACAUCGCGAGACAGAGGACAGAAUACCAGUUGCUGCUCGACAUCAAGACCAGACUGGAGCUGGAGAUCGCAGAAUACAGGAGGCUGCUGGAUGGAGAAGAUGUGAUACAAAUAAAAAGUGAACCAGUUAAAACUCAAAGAAGAGUGAUAAUCACUGAAGAACUCAUUAAUGGACAGGUUGUGUCCCGCAAAGAAGAUGCAACACCGGUCUACUGAAAAACUAGUCCCUGGACAUGGCCACAGCCUGAUUGAAUACUGAAUGCUGUUGUGUAUCUAAGGCCCAUUAACUGCUGGUUUUCACAGGUCUGGCUCCCAAAAGAGCCAGUUUUUCUUAUUGAUAACACUUAAUAAGAAAUAUCCAAAAGAUAAGCUGAUUAACAUUGAAUCUGUAGAAUGUUUUGAUGUCAUCUGAAACCAAGCAAUAAUGAUUAGCUUCUUGUGUGUGUUUUCUAACCAAAAUAAUUGAGACCCAUGGAAGGCAACAGAAGUCUGUGCUGAAAUAACUACAGUUUAACACUGGAUGGCGUUGUGUGUUGUUUAAGAAUGACCAUAAGAAUGGAAGAUAUUAAAGUAACUGUAUAAUUCAAUUCUAACUUAUUUCAAAAUAACAUGGGGAUUUGUUAAAAAAAAUAAAUAUGGUUUGUCAUGAAUUUU